Zingiber officinale is the source of this 2891-nucleotide messenger RNA. Its product is annotated as mitogen-activated protein kinase kinase kinase 5-like. The transcript is spliced from 11 exons. Bases 166 to 2412 code for a protein of 748 amino acids. Gene Ontology annotation, molecular function: protein kinase activity; ATP binding. The record is from RefSeq and is a predicted model, not a curated record. Lineage: Eukaryota; Viridiplantae; Streptophyta; Magnoliopsida; Zingiberales; Zingiberaceae. Gene Ontology annotation, biological process: protein phosphorylation.
CCGAGAGACAUGGGGCCCCUCCCGCUCAUUUCCUCCUCCUCGUCGUCGAUCUCCGCCACCACCACCGCCUCCUCCUCCUCCUCCUCCUCUUCUUCCCAUGGGCGACUUCUAGGGUAAGGGUUUCCACCUUCUUCCGUGCUAACCUACCCUGCUCUCUCGCCACCCAUGUCCUCCGCCUCUGUCCUUGUCAUGCCUUGGUGGAAGAGCAACAGCAACGGUAUCCUCUCCUCCCCCCCUUCCUUCGCUUUAUCAACUUCGUCUUCUUCCUCUCCUCCGAUGAGCAAGGGCUGGUCCAAGGAUUCCUGCCUCUUCCCUUGGAGCAGCCGGGACAGAGAUCCCCAGCUCACCCGCCAGCGCAAGCUCCGCCACCUCACCGACAUCGAAAUCGAUGCCUUGGCCCUCGAGGCUGCCGCGCACGAAUGCUCGAGUUCCAGGGACAUGCCUGGUGCCACCAGAAAUCUCGACACCCUACCCUCCCGUUGCGCGUCCUCGCCCAUGCUGUUGCCGCGCCCGCUCCCCCUUCCCGCUGCUUCCCGAGCUUCGGCCUCGGACCAGGAUUUGGGAUCCUCUCCGCGGCAUUCGGCGGGACGCCCUCCCUCUCCGUGGGAGAAUUCGGGCAGGACCGAAGGUGACGGGAAUGGAACGACCGCCGAGCCCUCGACCCUGUUUUCAGUAGGAAGGUUAGCUUGCCAGACUAAUCCACAGAGUAGACAGCAUGUUGACAAACCAUCAAAUCUGACAACAAUUAGUUACCGGAGGAAAGAAUUCCCAAAUCCAAAUUCUUCCAGUACUAUGAACUUCAGACUGAAGAUUCCUGCUAAAACUGUUGCAAUUGGUGAUUUUGCAAGCCCUAUUGCUAGUCCUAUACGUAGCCCCAGGAGAUUGAGUAGUGCAGACUCUUUGUCUUCUGGCAAUGGCAAUACAGGCCUUAAAGUGUCAUCAGCACCAGAGAUCUCUACCAUGGGUCUGGUGACAGCUCUUCUGUCAAAGACAUCACCUGAUAAGAUGAUUCAUAGUCCUGAAAUUUCUCCAUUUUCUAGUCCAAACACUAAAGAUAAUAUAUCAAAAUCUAGAAAUCCUAGUGGGCCUCCUUCACCCUUGCACACAAAGAAGUUCCCAGAGAGCUCGUCUAGACAACAUGAUAAUGGUGGUAACGUAGAAGUGCACCCACUUCCUCUCCCUCCUGGGGCAUCUCCUCCUUCACAAUCAACUUUUUCUCAUCAAAGUGCAGCAAAAGCAGAGGUGCCACACAAGACUAAUCAGUGGCAGAAAGGAAAACUACUUGGAAGUGGAACUUUUGGUAAUGUUUAUGAAGCCACUAACAGACACACUGGUGCUUUAUGUGCGAUGAAAGAAGUAAAUAUAAUUCCUGAUGAUCCCAAAUCAGCUGAAUGCUUGAAGCAGUUGGAACAGGAAAUAAAGUUUCUCAGUCAAUUUAAGCAUCCUAAUAUCGUUCAAUACUAUGGCACAGAAACAAUUGAGGAUCAGCUGUACAUUUAUUUAGAGUAUGUCCACCCUGGCUCAAUUAAUAAGUAUGUUCGACAGCAUUGUGGAGCUAUGACUGAAUCAGUGGUGCGCAAUUUUACCCGUCAUAUUUUGAAUGGGUUGAUUUACUUGCAUAGUAAAAACAUCGUGCACAGAGAUAUCAAAGGGGCAAAUUUGCUUGUUGAUGUGAAUGGCGUUGUCAAGCUUGCUGAUUUUGGGAUGGCAAAACACUUAAGUGGAGCAGCACGAACCCUUUCCUUGAAGGGUUCACCAUUUUGGAUGGCUCCAGAGAUGUUGCAGGCUACUACGAACAAAGAAAUUGGAUAUGAUCUUGCUGUUGACAUUUGGAGUUUGGGUUGUACAAUCAUUGAGAUGUUCACAGGGAAGCACCCAUGGAGCAAUCUAGAUGGGCCCCAAGCAAUGUUUAAGGUCCUCCUUGAAGAUCCACCAAUGCCUGAAACAUUGUCGAGUGAGGGCAAAGAUUUUCUCCGACGUUGCUUUCAUAGGAAUCCUGCAGAGAGGCCAACUGCCAAAAUGUUGCUUGACCAUCCCUUUCUGCAAAAUGCGAACCACUACAAUCUUCAUGGUUCUCUCCAGGCUUUUGCAGGGAUUAAACUCGGUUAUCCUAAAAACCCAAAAGAUAAAGGCAACUCCAAUAGCGAACCAUGCGUUAAAAGGAAACCGAUCUUCAAUGGCAACAACAAACAUUCUCACAAGGAGUUCCCUGAAUCAGCUGCCUCCCAUCUUUCUACUUGUUCCACUGCCAAGGUUUUUCCUAGUUUAUCCCCUCCUCAUUCAAGUUACACUGUGCCAGUUCGAUCUGGUUCUUCAGCAAAUACUCAGAUUGAAGUGCAGUUCAAUGUUGGAAAUUUUCAAUCCCGUGCAUCCUUCAAUCCUUUUGUGAAGGAGGACAAAAGCCACUUCUGAUGUAGAGCCGCAAUGCACCUGAUGAAGAGGCUUAUCUAUUAAGAAGGAUUUCCAAGUCUAAGGAAGGGAGUUGAAGAGGCUAAUGUCAUUUGAAGAAUAUUAGGAUUCAUCAUAAGACUAACAAUCAGUAACCUCAGAGCAUCUGUUGAGCUAAUGCUAAAUCAACGACCACGUGAUUCUUCUCCAAGUAAAUACCAACCCCUAACCAAUAAGGUUUGUCAAGUGUUGAUAAACUGGCUGCAUCCUCCGCACUGUGGGCAAUGUUGGAUGGGUACAUGAAGCUCCAUGUUGCAGUGUUGAUCUUCAUUGUUACAAGAAAUCUUGUACUUGUACAUCCAGUACAUGGAUGGGAUGGGAUGGGAUGUGUCGUCUCUAAUGUGUAUUUUUGUCGACAUCAGGAAUAAAGGUCAACACUGUGGAUGUAAACCUCACAUAUUGUUGUACAUCAUCAUUAUAUAUACAAUGUUGUCAUCGUACAA